Molecule: messenger RNA, 1869 nt
Organism: Symbiodinium natans
Lineage: Eukaryota; Dinophyceae; Suessiales; Symbiodiniaceae
Source: the annotation of a GenBank genome assembly
AUGAGCUGUCCGGCCAGUGUCAACUGGGAGUUUCCUGAUUCUGAUGAGGAAGAUGGCAGGGAGCUUUUCAGCAAGCGCCGCUUCGGAAAAGUUCGGACGCUUCCGAAUCUGCUCAACAGCUCGCAUGCCGAGAAAGUUUGGACGCCUUCUGCGCUCGAAAGUGCAGCCGGGGCUCUCCACACGCCUGACUUCCAACCGCGGGUGGAAGCCACGCCACUACCGGCUGCCAGCGCCCCUUCACUCCUGGAGCUCGGCCGCCUGUUCAUCAGGCUGCAAAGCCAGGCGGAGGAAGUCGACGUUCACUUUAUCCAGGCGGCGACGGAUGAGCUGAACGAUCGCUACCAGGUGGGCUUCAGCCCCGCGGACGCGGUGCGGAUCCACGCCAUGCUCAGCAGCCAUGGGAGAGAGGAGAUCACACGCGAGAACUUCAUGCAGACUCUCCGGGAUCUCCUUUCGGCCGUGGUGGGCUCGAAGACGCACCUCUCCUUUCGGCAGCUGCGCGUGGUCAUGGCUACGGCCUUUGAGCGCUUCGACAUGGAUGACGAUGGCCACAUCUCGGUGGAGGAGUUUGCCUGUGCCUUGCGCAGCUUUGGCAUUCACCCACGUCCCGCGGAGACGAUGGCGCUGUUCCGCUUUCUGUCCCCGGCAUCUGAGACGGAAGCCCUGGCUCGCGAGGAUCUGAAAAGCCCCACCUCUUUCACCGAGCGAUGCCAAGUGGCCUUAGGAGGUGCCCAAGAGAAAGCAGCCGAGACCACUGGCUUGUCGAGUGCCGCCAAGGUGCUCGGGACAGAGGAGCCACUGGACACGGAUGGUGCAGAGAUCUUGAUGGGAACGGUUGACCUCGCGACGACUGCGAUUGCAGCCGGACUGGUGCUGAUGCACACCCACAUGCACCCGCACGACGCGGGCCACGCAGUUUGCUGGGCCUCCCAGUGGCUGGAGCAGAUCCGCGGGGCGAUGGACAGCAUCUCCUCGUCCGUCGAGGAUGUAUUCGACUCUGGAUGUUUGCUGCCGCUGGUGACUUCCACCUUCCUGGGCGCCCUGAAGUCGCUGUCGGCCAACGACCUGGUGGCUUUGGAUGAGAACGAGGCCUUGCUGUAUGCCCGCAGCUUUCACGACAAGGAUUGCUCGGUGAGCACUUUCCACCGGCUCCUAGCAUGUGGCGGCUGUCGAUGGGGCGAGGCAUCGGCGGGCGAGAUGCUGGCUUCGCCCCAGGAGUUGCGCAUCCUGGUCCGCGGCAGAGCUUUGCACACGACCUCGCAGGAGGAGGUGAAGCCUGGCGGAGUCCUUCAGAGUUCUUUUGAGGACCAGGUGGUGGCUGCUGAAGCCGUAACUUUCGUCGCAUGGGACAAGGAGAAGCUCCGGCAGUUCAUCCACGACGCCCAGGACCUUCAGGUCGUCAAUCUGGUGGAGGAGAUGAUCCGCGAUGCCUCUGCUGACUCUGAGGUCCGCCGCGUCCGCACGCCGAAGGACGCUGAGGACUCGCACUCGUGGCUGUCACCCGUCCUUGCAGCUCUCACAGAGCACGCGAAGCGUAAAGGCCUCGCGAGCUGGCUGUACUUGCUGGAGGGCUUGCACCACAUCCUGGACCGCGAUGCAUCCGCGUGGGAGAAGAUGGACAAGUGCCGCUCGCUGGUACUGGACAGUGCUGACAGCUGCUUCGAAAGUGCCUCAGCAGUGACUGACCUCUUCGCGGCAGCAUCCGUGCUGAUGGGCUGGCAACAGUCCCAGGAGCUGUCACCGGACGAGAUGUUGCAGCUGGCGCCGCUCCUGGUGCUCUCUGCGUUGGUGGCCUGCAGAGUCGCGAGCUCUCUGGGUGGUGAGCGCGAAGGCUCUGGAUUUGAGGUUCACGUUCCGGGCCAGGUCUAG